UCUCUCUCCCAAACAUCUUGUGACUCUAAGCAUAAUCUCCUAAUAUCCUGGAGCUGCUCUCUCCCCAUGGAUUGCUUGGUCUUGCCGGUCUCGAUGCUGAGGAGGCGGUCCGCGGGUUCGAGGUUGGGCUACCGACCGCUCUCGGAGGAGGCGCUCGGCGACGGCGAGCCGGCGGAGCGGCCGGCAGCGGUGACGGUGGUGGUGGGGAAGGAGAGGAGGGAGUUCUUGGUGGACCCUUUCGUGCUGGAAGAGAACCCUUUUCAGGUCUUGAUCAAUUCGGCGAGGAAGAGGGGGACGAGGAAGGAGAAGAGGGUGGUUCUGGUGGAUGUGGACUCCAUCUUGUUCGAGCACAUGUUGUGGUUGAUGCACAAUGAUUCCACUUGUUUGUUCCAGCUGAAUCUCAAGGACAUCCUUGACUUCUAUGCUCAAGAUUUUUAGAGAGACACAUCCAUAAAAAAAAAUUAAAAAAGAAGAAGAAGAAGAAGAGGGGAGAAAUAUACAUAUAGGUUUGAAGGUUGUAGAUUUUCUUUUGAUAAAUGCGUUCUGCGCGCUCCAUACCUAAACAUCGAAUACAAUAGCAUCGUGUUCUUUGGGAGCUACAGGAUUUCUGGUCUCCUUUCUCUUUUAACUGUUUAUGCUUGAAUUUUACUUCAUGUUCUUCCAUCCA
Syzygium oleosum is the source of this 667-nucleotide messenger RNA. RefSeq names its product auxin-responsive protein SAUR77-like. The record is from RefSeq and is a predicted model, not a curated record. Lineage: Eukaryota; Viridiplantae; Streptophyta; Magnoliopsida; Myrtales; Myrtaceae. The coding region runs from base 67 to 438 and encodes 123 amino acids. The transcript has a single exon. Gene Ontology annotation, biological process: response to auxin.